CCAGCGGCAACGGAGCUAUCCCGGAAGAGGAACGUCAUGGAUAUAGACUAAUUUAUAGGCAACUAUGGGCGUGACAUGAAGCCGCAAAAGCUGCGCCACAUUUAGAGACGCUUGUGAUUUAUAAAAGGAAACCGGCGUAGGACGUGCGUGCGCACAGUUUUAUAAAUCAAAAUAUUUCUGUGCGUACGCACGUCCUCUGUUUCGUCCGUAUGUCACUUUGGACGCAAAUCUGCUGUUUUAGAAAUGAAAAAUAGAAACGAUUCCAUUGGUUUCCAAGUGUGCUCUAUAAUAACAAAUAACAUAAUGUAAGGCCUACAAGGACUAAGGACCAAACACCAGGAUAUGCUAAGCUCUGCUUUGCAUGGAUGCUGGAACUCAGCUGGGAGACAGGAAGAGACGGAGAGGAUGUCGUGCAACCUUGUGAAUGUCAUGGGUGGCAGGAUUUCUCUGCAAAUCAACUAGGUUUUGCACAUGGCUCUGAUUGGUCUAGUCGGAGUCUAUCUGGGCUGUGAUUGGUGCAGUCAGUCUGUGAAAUGAGUAUUUAAUGGACUCGACUGUGAAACAUCAGUACCUGAAAACCCAGAGAUUCAAAGGGAUAACAUGAUGAGGAAAAUCUGCAUUCUAGUGGCCCUGUUGCUGCUCUUUCCUGCUCCUGGGGUGUCAAACCUGAGACCUAGCAUGAUUAUACAAACUAGUUUCAGCAGUUUCUCGUUGCCCUGGAAACCGGCACAGGCCUUCUGCAGAGGAAAAAACUUAGACCUGGUCACCAUCAGCAGUGCAAAAGAGAAUCAGAACUUUGUCAAUGGCCAGGGAUGGAUCGGUCUAUACCGAGAGAAUUCAACCUCUAAGUGGAAAUGGUCCAGAGGAGACGUGAGAGCCGACUACACCAACUGGAACACCAAUGAACCAAAAUAUGGUGAGAACUGUGCUUUUAAGCACAACGGUGUACCACUAUGGGAGAGCGAUCGCUGUGAAAGCAGCCACAGUGUGAUGUGCGUUGAUGAGACGCUGGUUCUGGUGAAGGAGAACAAGACGUGGGAGCAGGCAUUAAACCACUGCAGGACUCUGGAGGCGGUGGACUCGAGUAAUCCAGCCACUGCUUACCAGAACUACCGCUAUGACCUGGCCACCCUGCUCACUUCAGAUGACCACGUCUACGCACGAGAGAAGGCACAAGAUGCUACCACUAAUGAGGUGUGGACGGGCCUGCGUUACCUGGCUGGUCAGUGGCUGUGGGUGGGAGGAGAACAAGUGCAGUACCAGGAUAUUAAAAGUUGCCAGACUCUGACAAGCUGUGGCAUCCUAGUGAAGAACGGCAUCACACAGUUUGAGACCAUGGACUGCAUGUGGAAAAGGAACUUCCUCUGUUACAAGAAGCGUUGAACAUAACAUAACCAUGAAUGUCAUUCUUUAAGAAAGUCUACUUCUUCCUUCCCAGUUCAUGUUUUAAUUUUGUGAUUACUGUAAGAUUUCAUAACAACAUCAUCUUUUAUUAGGUCCAAAAGGUCAGGGUUAGGGUUUCAGAAAUCAUGUCAUCUGUAAAAGAAGAAAAAAAGAAAAGAAAAUUAAGAAUGUAUAAGUUUUUAUAUAUUUAGAAUGGGACAUAUAUUUAUAUUCCAUUUUAUUCUCCCCAUGAGUUUGCUAUGUUUACUUUUUGUACUGCACGUGGAACAAAGACAUUACAGCUGUAACUAAAUAAAAUGAAAUACAAUACAUA
Molecule: messenger RNA, 1717 nt
Organism: Perca fluviatilis (European perch)
Lineage: Eukaryota; Metazoa; Chordata; Actinopteri; Perciformes; Percidae
Product: lymphocyte antigen 75-like
Exons: 3
Coding region: 601-1383 (260 amino acids)
Source: RefSeq, a predicted model, not a curated record